AAGCUUAUACUAAAGAGAAUUCAAAGUUAGUCAAAUUAAGUUCAAGUUUUCACGUUGAAAUGUCUGCAAUAACUUCAAGAAUGAUAACGUUAGUCAAAAGUGCUAUCGUCUUCAUGACCACACUCUUCGCAACGCAAGCGCUGCUGCAGCAGAAAACUUUCGAGAAGUUUUUCUUGGGCAACUUGACCCGUCACACGUCACUGUGUCCACCUGUCAACGUCACGCUGGACACGCACUUCGUCAGCGCCCGUCACAUCCUCUGUCUGGACCGCUGUCUCGCCUCGUCCAACUGCACCUUCUUCUCUCUCGACGGCAUUAAAUGUUCGCUCUGGAGUUUCGGUGUGGACGCAAGCUACCAAACGGCCACGUUUGCCGCCCCCACCCUCGCCGCCCACAAGCCCUCGGCCCUCAUGCCCCCCGUAGACGUGGCUUUGGCAAAACUCGUCAUUCCCGGCAGUGUGUAUCCUGGUGGAUACGACGCCGCUGUGCUGACAAUGGGAACGAGCUGCAUCCGAAAAAUGGAGGACUGCUUCUGCACCUCAACCACCAAAAACUUCGCCAAAAUUGACCUUGGCGCCCCGCAGCCCGUCGCUAAAAUCGUGCUCACGGCGCCCACGACGGAUGACUGCCCUUACUUUACCGGCAUCCGCAUACGCGCUGGUCUGCUUGGCGACGCGACCGAUCCCGUCGUCGGUACGACUCCGACUCAAGUUCCAACUCAGAGCCAGCAGUUCGAGUUCCCUGUGACGACUGGACCUGUGCAGUACGUGUACCUGUGGCGGCCUGCCACGGGGGACGCCAUGUGCCUCUGCAAGGUCCAGGCGCUGGUCUGA
This is a messenger RNA of Hyalella azteca, 833 nucleotides long. RefSeq lists its product as uncharacterized. The transcript is spliced from 6 exons. Lineage: Eukaryota; Metazoa; Arthropoda; Malacostraca; Amphipoda; Hyalellidae. Bases 60 to 833 code for a protein of 257 amino acids. The record is from RefSeq and is a predicted model, not a curated record.